AUGGGGCCCCAAAACACACUGUCUUUGGACAGUGAAAUGACAAGGUUGGAAGAGGUCGGGGAAGCGCCUUUCUGGAGGUUUGUCUGAAUGUCAUGAAGCUUAAAUAAGAAAGUGCAGCAGGAUCCCAGAGGAGGAUGUGCGGCAGGGAUAGGUCAGUAUUCCUCCUGAUUUUCAUCCUUUCCUGCUAACCAGGACUGAUUAAUAGGUGGGACACCAGGAGAGUUAAAUCUCUCGCUAAUCAGUGGCAUUAAUCCAUCAAUUAACUUUCGGGUAGAAAAGAAAAGCGGCAGUACCACCGGCCUGGAGGGCUCGAUUUGAGUACACCUGGUGUUCGUUCACGGAGUUAAUAGCUGUGGAGUAUUUUCUAUGUCAAGAUCAGAAUAGUCCCAGAUGCACAGAAGCCUACAGAUUGCCCAGAGCCCAGAGAAGGACUACAAUUCCACUGGUAACCGUGAACCAUGAGAGAGGACUACAAAUCUGUCAGUCACCAUGGAUACAUCUGAUGCCCUGGCAAAGUCUCCGCCCCCUUCCAAGGGAGAUCCGUGGAACAGAGGAACAGAAACAGAGGAACGAGAGCGUGCUGAAGGAGGGCUUCGGGAGAACGAGUCUGGACGGAGACGCACCUGAAGAUUGGGUGUCGGUGUGUGACGCUAACAUGGCGGUAAAGUGUCAGCUGGGCAGGUUUGCAAAAAAAAAGAGCAGACGGGAGAGGAGGACGGCGGACGGCGGCAGCGGCGGCUUUGGCGUUUCCGCUCUCGGCAGAAUGAACCCGGCGCGGAGCGUGAAGAGGGGCGCAGAGGGCCGCCCCGCCCAGUGCCCCGGCUUCGGGUCCUCGGGGAAGAGCUUCCUCAUCGACAACCUGCUGGGAACUCGGGGACCCCCCCCAGAACCCCCGGGACCCGGGAACCCCCCGCCCAGGGCGUCCUCGCCCCCACGGACCGGCGGGCCCGCGGGAGGGGAAUGGAGAGCCGGAGUGGGGUCUCAACAGGGUACCCCGAAACACUGGAGGUCUGUCCACGCGAAAGGUUUCGUCCCCCAGUCUUAUACAGGUUUUCCCACACUUUCCUCGCGGCCCCCGCCAGCGUUCCUGACGUUCUGCGGCGGUCCGGGACCGUUCCCCGCGCCCCCCGCCGCUUUUCCCAAAGGAUCAAGCCUGGCGCUUUGGCCCCCAGAUUCUGGCCCCAGGUCACGGAAGGGCAUCCUGAGGCGGGCCGUCUUCUCCGAGGAGCAGAGGAAGGAGCUGGAGAGAACCUUCCGGAAGCAGAAGUACAUCGGCAAGGCCGACAGGAACAAGCUGGCGGCUGACCUGAGGCUGAAAGAGUCCCAGGUGAAGAUCUGGUUCCAGAACCAGAGGAUGAAGUGGAGGAACUCGAAAGAGAAGGAGGUGCUGUGUGGGAGGCCCUCGGCCGAGGAGCUCUCGCCGGUGAGUGAUCAGAGGAGGGGAGAGGAGGCGCAGGAGCGAUCGCCUCUCAGCAAAGUCGGGGAAACGGCCCGGGACACGCUGAGAACGAAACCAUGGCAUGAGCCCCACUCCUGUGAACAGUUAAAAAAACCCCACGAUUCCUCGCACCAAGCCUUCACACAGAGAUACUCCAAAAUGGACACAGCAAGGGAACUCAACACCGGCGAUAAAGAAUCUCUGUUCCUCCACGUCCGUUCCACACAUCUUCACUAAGUAAGAAAGAAUGAGGCCCGGAUUUAAUCAGCCAUUGUCCUUAACUCUGGCUGACGAUUAAAAGCAAGAGUUGUUCUGCUUCUUUUCUAUCACAAGCACAGUUUGAGCGAUCGCUAAAACGUUCUUGCCAAACUGAGUCUGUGAAGAAAAAAUGCAAUGCAAGGCUUGUACUUGUUUGUGAGUCGAAGUGACGGGCAAAUAAUUGAAUCCGGGCUAAACAUUAGUGACAAAGAUAAAUUAAAAGAAGAUAUCUCACUGUAAGUGUAGCAACUGUAAUGUGUGUGCAUUAGAGUUCCCCCCGAUCUGGUUCCAUGAAAGCCACAGUGAUUCUUCUUUCUUCUUACUGAAUCGAUGCAGUCAGCUGGGUGAGCAUUUAAUUCACCUCGCCUGGUUUCUUGGGUCUGGUGCCGUUGCUGAUUUUGAGGUGAAAAUAAAAACCAGGAAGACAGUGGCUCUCCACAACCAGGGCUGAGCAUGCUGGAUCCACGGCACGUUGACCAGUGGUAACCAAUCCUGUUCCUGGAGAUCUAAAGUCCUGCAGGUUUUCACUUCAAUCCAAACAAAGCACACCUAAUUCCAACAGCUUAUUGAGCUUCUAAUGAGUAGUCAGGUGUGCCAAAUUAGGGUUGAAAUGAAAAGCUACAGGUUGGUAGAUCUGGUGUAGACCAAUGAAGCCGUCAAGCAGACAUGUGCUAAUAGCAGGAUUUCAUAUUGUGUCCUUGGUCAUUUCUGUAUUUGAUGGCAGUGUCUGGAUUUUUACACACCUCUUGCGCAACAAAAGCUGUGAAAAUUCAGAUUUUGCUGUAUUUUCCUGUAUGUCAGAAUUAAUAUUUAGUCAUCAGACUUCUUGAAAGUAACUGAAACCCUACAGUCGGAAACCUUGUAGGAUACGGUACAUGCUGUCAUGUGUUGUAACACUGUAUUGUCAUUGUUGACAAAACGCUAAUUAAACUUUAAAUUACCUUACAGAAAACUGGAUCAUUGAUGCGAAUGGGGGUAUUGUACUUAGAACUGCACUGAAAAAUAAGCAUUGCUAAAACAAGAGAUUGAGAUGGAUAGCCCCUCAAUCGGUUUAACAAUACGUGUGUGAAUGUUGGAGGCUAUCUGUUUUGUCGGUGACUCACACUGAAGAACACAAAGGGUCCUUUUAAAACCAAAGGCGUCCGAGAUGGCACAAGCAAGGACAUUGACUGUAAGCUACAGUAUGAGCAAAGGGUUUGAUAGUGAUCUUACUUAACGCGAGUUUACAUGUUCACUUAUGUAACGCCUCAGUCUUGGUACAGCAUUUGUACACUGGCGAUGAAUUGCAUAGGCGAGGACUUGUCUGUGACAUUUAUUAUCACAGAAAUUCUUUUUGGGGGGGGCAUCCAUCUUACCCCGGCUUCUUCUACCGUCAUGAGCACGAUUACAACAGUGUCGCUAAAAACGUUAGCAUAGAUUAGGGGAACUGUAUGCAGAAAUUCACGCGAAUCACGACACAACGAAAGUUGGAUCCUUUCCAGACGUGAGCCUGCGGGCCUGGUCCAUUUGCAAAAGUCUCGCAGUGUUUCAUGUGAUUCAUUCAGUCAGAAUCCCUCCCCUGGUCUAAUGUGCAUGCAGCACUGUAAAAAAAAUAUGGUUCUGAGCAUUACUCAUUGUCAUCCCAAAUCUUGAAGAGAAUCCGUCUCGUAGGAAACUCGCGCGCUUGUUUAUGCCUCUGUUUCCGGCUGGCUGUGGCACAUCUUUCAUCGCCUUAAGCUCUCUGAAUCUGCACGACUCUCAAGCCUCUUUCUAGAUCUUUCCAGCGCUCCAAACCUUUUUACAAGCAGCCCUUAACCUCAAGUGUUAUUAAUUACAGUCAGGUACAUUGCUAAAUGUAACCUAAGGUUUACUAGUUUUCUUAGAAUUCUCCAUGCUUAAGUCUUGUUUUUUUAUUGGAAUUGUGUUUAUGAAUAUUGCUCCCUUGUUGCCUCAGAACUCAGUAUUAAAAUUGAAUAUGGAAUAGUUCUUCUCUUGUUGUAUAUGGCUGAGGCUGCAUAUUCAGAUUUCAAUGACAAAAUGCAUCCGCUGAGAAUUCAUUUAAAUUAAUAUUAAUAAUGGUACAGAAUGAGGCUCAUGUGUUUUAAUAGUUCAAUGACUCAUCUUUUAGAUGUAAUUAUACUUAAUAAAAGUCCCAGCAACAGCAAUCCAACUGUGAUAUUAGAAACCAUAUAUAUAUAAACAGUAGAGUAUAUGUUACAUUUUGGCAGGCCCAUUUCAAUCUCUUUUAAUGGGUAGGGUGGAGGCUCAGUCACACACAUAUAUGGUUUAGAUUCAGUCAAUGUUAUUGACCCCAAACAAUGUAUCAAUUGCAAAUUAGCAAAUUAAUUUAAAUGUUUCCUUUUCCUCUGUUUGGUGAGUUUAUUUUGGUGAACUUGCUGAACUGUUGUUAUUAGUACAUUUUUAAAAACACUUGCUUUUAAUUUGUAAAGUUACAGACAAAGUCAAGGCAAUUCUUCAUUAAGGAGAAUUCUGUUCCCCAGUAACCUAAUAAUUAAGAAGGGGUUUAGUUGUUACUAUUAAAGUGUUAUAUUAAUUUAAUUUGAAGGGAUACUGUGUGUUUGGGGUAGCAAAAGGUGUUUUAUUUUUUAUUUUGGCAGGUCCUGGUAAUGUUUCAAUCUCAUGCUUUACUAACUAUAUUCAGAUAUAUUAAAUAGGAUUAGAAUUGGUCUGGAAUACACAUAUAAAUGACAGGCAGGUGUCUCUUAAUAAAAUAAGAAAUUAAGCUAGUGUAUUUUUACCACUAAAAUGAACUUGCUGUUGAACAAAAAUGUUCAAUGAAAACAUCAAAUGUAUAUAUUUGCUGAAUAAUGACUUUAUUUGUAAAUUGUUCAUUUAUAAAUAAAAAUGCGGGCUUCUCUCUUA
This is a messenger RNA of Anguilla anguilla (European eel), 4558 nucleotides long. Its product is annotated as homeobox protein DBX2-like. Gene Ontology annotation, molecular function: DNA binding; DNA-binding transcription factor activity, RNA polymerase II-specific. The record is from RefSeq and is a predicted model, not a curated record. Lineage: Eukaryota; Metazoa; Chordata; Actinopteri; Anguilliformes; Anguillidae. Gene Ontology annotation, biological process: regulation of transcription by RNA polymerase II. The coding region runs from base 503 to 1675 and encodes 390 amino acids. The transcript is spliced from 9 exons.